GAAACCACUGGGGAAGUCACUUUUCACAAUAAGUAGUACUGUGAAACGGUAACACACACCACAGUCUAAUCUCUGAAGUCUGAAGAGGACUAGAAGCUCAAGAGGAUAAACCACAAGGUAAGAAAACCUCAAAUCAAUCUGUUGCUGGUUGGAGUCCUUAUUGCCAAAACAUUAGAUGACCUUAAGUUACAAUAUAUGAAGUUGAAUCAAUAGUAUAUUUGUGACAUCAUACUGAUAGUAAGGAUAUUUGGUUGUCUGAAAGAUGCUUUCUGUAUGCUAGAGCUAGACUUAACAUGACACAAAGGAAGAUUUAAUGUUGACCAGUAAUGACAACAAAUCUGGUGAAUUCGACUGAGGAAAUACUAUUUUUUUGAAUAUUUAGGAGCCAUUCUAAAAGGCACACAUCCAACUUCUGGACCUGGUGGCUGUGUGAUAGACAAGAUAUGAUCGUAAACAAGAACAUAUUGAUCUGUAUUCUGAAAAUAAUGAAAUAAACCAAACUUGAUGAGAAUAAAUUAUUUUGUAAAAUCAUAAAUAGCAACACAUUGAGCAAAGCCUUUGAGUAAUGCCAGAAAGGGGAAACUGUGGGAUUUAUGGACAUCUUGUGCCUCUUGCGCUCUUCCGCAGUUCGGCCCCAUUGCCCCGUCACCUCUCUAAUCUCACUAUGAUUUCAGCAUCGGCUUGCCUCAUGAAUUAUUUGCCCUGUCCAAUCGCGUCUCAUUUUACGCUGCCAUUAUGCCCGGAUUCUCUGCUCUCUCACCUACCAUCCUUUCCCUUUUGUCUUCCUCUAAUGGACCCACCACACCCCCCUUCUUGCCUUUCUUUUGACCCCAUCUCUCCUUCCCCUUCAGUGUACCCCUUCAAGUCCGCUCAAUGUUUUUUUGUUCUUGCUCUUCGUGUUUGUCAUCCUUUUCUUCUUCGCUUUUCUCUCCGGAUACUCUUCAUUCCUUUUCUGGCCCUCGUCGUUAAUCUGAAAUGUAUUUGAUGCGGCUUUCCUUUCAUCAUAAUUAUUUUCCUAAUUACUUCCAGCUUUGACACAGCGCUUUCUUUCGCGUUCUUGGACUCCCCUACCAGCUCGCCCUACCUGUUGACCCCUCUCAUCUGCCCCGGCAGGAUGCUUCCUCUCCGGGCUGUGCCGGGUCAGUUUGGCCCGGAGGUCCGCGAGCCGGGGCUGCGCGCGUGGAGGGUGGAGAAGAUGAAGGCCGUGCCUCUUGAGUCGGAGCGGCUGGGGGUGUUCUUCAACGGGGACGCCUACCUGGUGCUGAGCAACCGCGGAGAGGAGGGAGCGGACCUGCACAUGUGGAUGGGAGAGAAGUCCUCACGGGAUGAGCAGGGGGCGUGUGCCAUGCUGGCCAUCCAGCUGGACCACUUCCUGGGCGGACACCCAGUCCAGCACCGGCAGGUCCAGGGCUACGAGACACUCGAGUUCAUGAGCCUCUUCCCCAACGGAGUCAGCUACAAGGAGGGUGGUGUGGAGUCUGGCUUUAGGAGGGCCCAGAGGGCUUCUGGUCUGGUCCACCGUCUCUACCAGGUCAAAGGGAAGCGCAAUGUCCGAGCCAAGGAGGUUGAGCUGAGCUGGAAGAGUUUCAACAAAGGGGACUGCUUUGUCUUAGAUCUGGGGGAGACCAUUGUAUCAUGGAGCGGAUCAAAGGCAAACAUGUUUGAGCGUCAGAAGGUACGGGAAAUCGCUGCACUCAUACGUGACACGGAGAGAAACAGCAAAGCCCAAAUCAUCUAUGUCAGAGAGGGAGAGGAGCCACUGGAAAUGGUUGAGGUUCUUGGACCUAUUCCACGUUUGGGAGAGAGUACACCAGAGGAUGACACCCAGACAGACGUGUUGAACUCAGCCACUUUGUACAAGGUGUCUGAUGCCACAGGAUCCAUGGCACUGACCAUGUUGUCUGACAAAUGCCCUUUUUGUCAAGAGCUACUAGAAAGAGACGACUGCUUCAUACUGGACAAUGGCUACAACGGCAAAAUAUAUGUCUGGAAAGCAGGGCAUGGAGCCAACUCUGAGGAGAAGAUGAUGUCUCUGAAAAUAGCUGACCAAUUUAUCCAGCGGAUGAGCUAUCCCUUGGAAACACAGGUGGAAAUUCUCCCUCAGGGCCGCGAAUCAAUCCUCUUUAAGCAAUUUUUCAAAAACUGGAGUUAAAAAAAAAACUGGAGUGACAUACAUACACUGAACUGGAGGGACACAAAAUGGAAACUGGAGUGACAAAAAAACAGAUCGAUAGUCUACUCUAAACUAUAGAUCUAUCAGUGCUAAUAGUCUAAACUAUAGAUCUAUCAGUCCCAAUAGUCUACUCUAAACUAUAGAUCUAUCAGUGCUAAUAGUCUAAACUAUAGAUCUAUCAGUCCCAAUAGUCUACUCUAAACUAUAGAUCUAUCAGUCCCAAUAGUCUACUCUAAACUAUAGAUCUAUCAGUGCUAAUAGUCUAAACUAUAGAUCUAUCAGUCCCAAUAGUCUACUCUAAACUAUAGAUCUAUCAGUGCUAAUAGACUAUGAUAGGCACCACUUUUGUCUAUUAUUAUCUAAUCAAAGCCAAUAGUUCACAGUUUGUAUAUUGAUGUGUCUCCAACAUCUCUGGGGCUUCCUUAUGUAUUUACUGAUGUACAAUUAGAAAAAUGUUGAUAAAACACUGUGGUUGUACUAAAGUAUAAGAAAUCCAUUUACUUCUUCUUGGUUGAGAAACAAGAUAAACAGCCUUGGAUCCUGAUCCUAUCAUCACCAACAGAAUCAAUCACCACCAUCUUUCUAAACAAUAUUUUAGCUAAAGCUAGAAAAACAUAAUAAAGAAUACAAAAGGGAAAAUGUCAGAAGUACAUUUUCUUAAAGCAGAUCAUUGAUCCUUGGUAAGUAGGCUAUCCUGUUUUACUGCAUAUCCUGACUUAAGGCCCAAAUGUUGGCACCGACUACUGUAGAUAGCAACUUUAGACAGAGGGCAGGCUUAUUGACCAUAAACAGCCUUCCCGUAAUUCACUAGAAUGACCACGGUGCCAGCGAUGCUAAGGUCACAGUUUUAGUUUCCACAGAAUUGAAAAAAAAAGUUUUUACUGAUGCUGACACUGAGUCAGUUCUCCAUAAGUAUAAGUAUAUACAGUACCCUCCAGAAUUAUUGGCACCUCUGCUAAA
Molecule: messenger RNA, 3133 nt
Organism: Alosa alosa (allis shad)
Lineage: Eukaryota; Metazoa; Chordata; Actinopteri; Clupeiformes; Clupeidae
Product: macrophage-capping protein-like
Exons: 8
Coding region: 1115-2152 (345 amino acids)
Biological process (GO): actin filament severing; barbed-end actin filament capping; actin polymerization or depolymerization
Cellular component (GO): actin cytoskeleton; cytoplasm
Molecular function (GO): actin filament binding; phosphatidylinositol-4,5-bisphosphate binding
Source: RefSeq, a predicted model, not a curated record